Lodderomyces margitis is the source of this 465-nucleotide messenger RNA. RefSeq names its product superoxide dismutase (gene SOD1). Bases 1 to 465 code for a protein of 154 amino acids. The transcript has 2 exons. Gene Ontology annotation, molecular function: copper ion binding; superoxide dismutase activity. The record is from RefSeq and is a predicted model, not a curated record. Gene Ontology annotation, biological process: removal of superoxide radicals. NCBI's taxonomy places the organism in Eukaryota, Fungi, Ascomycota, Pichiomycetes, Serinales, Debaryomycetaceae.
AUGGUUAAAGCAGUUGCUGUACUCAGAGGAGAUUCAAACGUUAGCGGAGUCGUUAGAUUCGAACAAUCCGCUGAAUCCGAACCAACCACCAUCACUUGGGAAAUUGCCGGUAAUGAUCCAAAUGCAUUGAGAGGAUUCCACGUGCAUGCCUUUGGUGACAACACCAAUGGAUGUACUUCAGCCGGACCUCAUUUCAAUCCAUUCAGCAAGACCCACGGUGCCCCAGAAGAUGAUGAGAGACAUGUUGGUGACUUGGGUAACAUUUCUACUGACUCCCAAGGUGUUGCUAAGGGAACCAAACAAGAUUUGUUGAUCAAGUUGAUUGGUGCCAACAGUAUUUUGGGUAGAACUGUUGUUGUUCAUGCUGGUACUGAUGACUAUGGUAAAGGUGGAUUUGAAGAUUCAAAGACCACUGGACACGCUGGUGCCAGACCAGCUUGUGGUGUCAUCGGAUUGUCCGAGUAG